GUAAGGCGGAGCCCCGCCGGAGAAAAGCGAAACUCGGGCUUCAAGGAUGCGUCUCUAUCUGGAGAGUCUCCAAGGCUCCGUGGUUGCACAAAAUGAUCAUAUGACCUUGGGACACAGCAAUGGUCAUAAGUAUGAACCAGCUGCCAAGCAUCUGAAUUUUGAUCACCUGAUCAUGGGGAUACUACGAAGGACGUAACUAUGAAAAUGGUCAUGUCACUUUUUUCAGUGCCAUUGUAAUUUUGAAUGGUUACAAUGAACAGUUAAUAACAGAGUUGGAAGGGACCUUGGAGGUCUUCCAGUCCAACCCCCUGCUUAGGCAGGAAACCCUACACCACUUCAGACAAAUGGUUAUCCAAUCUCUUCUUAAAAACUUCCAUUGUUGGAGCAUUUACAACUCCUGGAGGCAAGUUGUUCCACUUAUUAAUUGUUCUAACUGUCAGGAAAUUUCUCCUUAGUUCUAAGUUGCUUCUCUCCUUGAUUAGUUUCCACCCAUUGCUUUUUGAACUGCCCUCAGAUGCUUUGGAGAAUAGCUUCACUCCCUCUUCUUUGUGGCAGCCUCUGAGAUAUUAUGGAACACUGCUAUCAUGUCACCCCCAGAAAACUAUUGUGAUCUUACACAACAGUUUUCAUGUUCUUUAUCUUAAGAUAGUAAAAAAAUAUGCCACGAGGUUUUUUUGCAGUAACAGAUAGAAGGAACUGACUCCAAAAAAGAUAUUUAAUUAUAAAUCAUAAUUAACCAAACCUAGGAUUCAUUUGCAUGGACCCAGAUUUACCAGUGUAAACCUUUAUGUUAUAAAUCAGCCCAUUUGAAACCCAUUCUUUAUUUACAUUUGUAAGCUGGUGAAAAAUGUCAUGCCUUUAAUAAAACAGAUCUACAAAAUCAUGACAUAAUAAAUGUUUGUUUUAAAAUUUCACAAGAUUUUGUUAGAAUAAUCCAAAAAAGAUUGGUCCGUCAAACACUGUACUUUGGUACAGUAUAUAUAUUUCAUUUAUAAUCUUCUUAAAAGAUAACUUUUUUGACUUUUGAAUUAUUAGAAUAUUAUAAUAAUUUCAGACUUGUAUAUAGUACCUAUAAAUAGAUAUAGGACUGAUUAUUUUUGCCCACAUAUAGUUAUUUUUGUAUCGGAAACUUUUAGCUCUAUAUUGAAAGCAUCACAAGAAAAUCAGUUUUGCUAAUCAUAAUGAAAUUUGUGUUCACUUUAAUGAGAACUUCAAGUAGAAAAGCUGACUGCAGAAAUGCAGCAUAUAGAGGAUUUUAUAUAUCUGCCUUUUGAAAUAAAGUAUUUAUAUAGAAGAGUGCCAUCUUUGUAUCUUUAUAGGAAGGGAGGUAAUUCAGUCUCUUCCCCUCCAGUGUCUAGCAAUAUCAGAAACGAAAGCAUUAAAAUAUUUCCAAUCUGUGUAGUUAGUUCACACACAUCUGUUGCAAACUGCAAGCUUUAUCUUAAAAAGGAUAAGAGCCUAGCUUUAGAAACCACAGAGAGACAGUUUCCUUUUGCAUAUGAUUUGCAAGCAUAUGAUUCAUGUAAUAUUCAUGUAGACAAAGAAGGCAGAACAAUUGAAACGCUGCUAUUUUUGGAACCUUGUUUUCUGAAUUUAAUUGUUAUUUUCAGUUGAUUUUUUUUCCAGUAAGAAAAGUUAACAACAAAUAAUGGGAAAUCCAGAUGCCAUAACAGAAGCCUACGUGGCUGUCAUUCGUCCAAAGAAUACUGCAAGCCUCAAUUCUCGGGAAUAUCGUGCUAAAUCCUAUGAGAUUUUGUUACUUGAGGUUCCCAUUGAAGGACAUAAGAAAAAGAGAAGGAAAAUGUUAUUAGAAACUAAGAUUCAGGAAGGCAGUGAUAUAACCCAAAGGAUCUUGGACUAUAUACUAGAAACCACCAAACCAAUUUCACCAGGAAACCAAGGGAUUAAAGGAAAAAGAGUUCUGCUAAUGAAGACAUUUCCACUUGGGGAGGACACAGGCAAGGAUGCAUCUCUUUUCGUUGUACCAACAGUUGUCAAAGAUAAUACAAAGUAUGUUUACAGUCCUGGAUGCCCAGUUUUCUACUGUUUACAAGACAUCAUGAGAGUCUGCAGUGAAUCGAGUUCUCAUUUUGCUACAAUAACAGCUAGAAUGUUACUUUUCUUAGAUAAAUGGUUAGAAGAACGGCAUUUGCAAUCACAUUCAAUCCCAGCUUUAUUCAGACCAUCUCCUUUAGAGCGGAUUAAAACAAACGUUACAAACCCUGCUUAUGCUGUUGAACCUGGACAGAGCGAGAGUUCCCUUCACAUGGGAUACACUGCGUUGGAGAUCAAGAGCAAAAUGCUUGCACUAGAAAAGGCGGACAUGUGUAUUUACAACCCUUUAUUUGGAUCUGAUCUUCAGUAUACCAACAGAGUGGACAAAGUAGUUAUAAAUCCUUAUUUUGGACUUGGAGCUCCAGAUUAUUCGAAAAUACAGAUUCCAAAACGGGAAAAGUGGCAACGAAGCAUGAGCAGUGUCAUGGAAGACAAGGAACGUCAGUGGGUUGAUGAUUUUCCUCUUCAUCGUAGUGCUUGUGAAGGCGAUACUGAAUUACUGAGUCAACUUUUGGAUGAAAACUUCUCUGUAAAUCAGUUGGAUAGUGAUCACUGGGCGCCUAUCCAUUAUGCAUGUUGGUAUGGAAAAGUAGAAGCGACAAGAAUGCUGUUAGAGAAAGGAAAGUGCAAUCCAAAUUUGUUGAAUGGACAACUCAGCUCCCCUCUUCAUUUUGCUUCUGGUGGUGGUCAUGCCGAUAUUGUUCAGAUUCUCCUAAACCAUCCAGAAAUUGACAGGCACAUCACUGAUCAACAAGGAAGAACUCCGUUGAAUAUCUGUGAAGAAAAUAAACAAAAUGAAUGGGAAAAAACAGCUAUGUUACUUAAAGAGGCCAUUAAUAAACAAUAUGAAAAAGUACGAAUUUAUAGAAUGGAUGGUUCAUAUCGUUCUGUGGAAUUGAAAUAUGGAAACAAUACUACUGUGCAGCAGAUAAUGGAAGGCAUGCGUCUUUCUCAAGAGGCACAGCAAUACUUCACUAUUUGGAUCUGUUCUGAAAACCUUAGUCUCCAGCUGAAACCAUACCAUAAGCCUCUUCAACAUGUUCAUGACUGGCCUGAAAUUAUCACCGAAUUAACAAACCUGGAUCCUCAGAGGGAAACACCUCAGCUAUUCUUGAAAAGGGAUGUGAGACUACCUUUAGAGAUUGAAAAAAAGAUUGAAGAUCCACUAGCAAUCCUUAUCUUAUUUGAUGAGGCCAGGUACAAUUUAUUGAAAGGGUUCUAUGCUUCAUCUGAUGCCAAGCUGAUCACACUUGCAAGCCUCUUGCUGCAAAUCGUCUAUGGAAAUUAUGAAAGUAAAAAGCACAAGCAGGGCUUCCUAAAUGAAGAAAACUUGAAGUCUAUAGUACCAAUCACCAAAUUAAAGAGCAAGGCACCCCAUUGGACAAAUCGAAUACUUCAUGAGUAUAAGAGCCUCAGUACUAGUGAGGGUGUGAGUAAAGAGAUGCAUCAUCUGCAGCGCAUGUUUUUGCAAAACUGCUGGGAAAUUCCUACAUAUGGAGCUGCUUUCUUCACAGGACAAGUAUUCACAAAGGCAAGCUCAAGCAAUCAUAAAGUCAUCAGAGUUUAUGUAGGCAUCAAUGUCAAAGGGCUCCACCUUCUAAAUAUGGAAACAAAGGCUUUGCUUAUAAGUUUAAAAUAUGGUUGCUUUAUGUGGCAGUUGGGAGAUGGCGAUACCUGUUUUCAAAUACAUAGUCUGGAAAACAAAAUGAGCUUCAUAGUUCAUACCAAGCAGGCAGGUCUUGUCAUAAAACUUCUGAUGAAGCUAAGCAGUCAGCUGAUACCUGAGAGAAGCGACUAAAUUAAAUGGGGAGCUGUUGUGUUCAAAUGUUCCACAUCGAUUAAUUUAACAGGAUAAAAGACAUUGCCUGAUGGAGGUCAUACCAAAAAUAUCUUGUUCAUUUGUACAUUUAUAUUGUACAGCACUAUUCUAAUAUAAUCAUUUAAAGUAUUUGGUAAAGCCAUAAGAAUAAUAUUUGUGUAUGUAAUUAACAGGAAUUCAGGAAAUAAAAUCAAGACAUUCUAGAUGUCUAUUCUAGACAUACUGAGGCAUACUGACAAGGGAAUUCUUGAAGUUGAAGUGCAGUUAUCUUAAAGAUAUCUUAAAAGAUGUCUUAAAGAAUAAACAAUAUAUCUGAAUAGACAUAUUUUAAAUGGGUUUAAAUUUCUUCUGUGUUAUUAUGAAUAUGUUCUAUUUCUAGAUUGCCCAAGAAAGUGCAGGUUUAACUCUAGGGUAGUGAUGGAGCAGGGACAUGGUGGCUCAGGGGCUAGGACACUGAGCUUGUCGAUUGAAAGGUCAGCAGCUCAGCGGUUCGAAUCCCUAGUGCUGCCGUGUAACGGGGUGAGCUCCUGUUACUUGUCCCAACUUCUGCCAACCUAGCAGUUCAAAAGCACGUUAAAAAUGCAAGUAGAAAAAAUAGGGACCACCUUUGGUGGGAAAGUAACAGCGUCGCCACAUGACCACGGAGACAUCUUCGGACAGCGCUGGUUCUUCGGCUUUCAAACGGAGAUGAGCACCACCCCCUAGAGUCAGGAAUGACUAUCACGUAUGUGCGAGGGGAACCUUUACCUUUAGUUAUGGAGCAACUAUGACACAUAUAACACACCACAAUGUUUUGGAUGACACUCCAGUGUCCACCAACAUCAACACCUGUUUUCAAAAGCAUGUCUGUUCUCACAUGAUUUUUGGAGUCUGCAGACUGAGAGAAUGGUAUGUGUUCUUGUGCAUCCUCCAGAACCACUGGAUGUCAUGUGAGAUGGCUGUGCUUUUGUGUGGCCUUUAGAGCAGUGAUGGGCAAUUAAUUUUCCUAAGAGGCCACAUGAGAAACAGGGACUUUUAUGAAGGGCUGCCGCUGUGCUACCCCACAGUCGCCAUGGAAUAAACAGAGAUAAUCAAGGGGCAGGAUAUGGCUUGCAGGCUGUAAAAUGUUCUGCUUUAAUGUCUUCAAAACGUUAGGCCAUGGAAAAGCAUUCUCCAAAGAGAGAGAGGAGAAUAAAUGAAGGCCUCAUGCAACCUAGAACAGCCUUGAGUAGGCUAGGUAACAGGCCUGUCAAGAAAAAGAAUACACUCUGAAGGUACAUGGCAGAUCUUGGGGAGCUCUGGGCUGUGGGGACAAUCACACUUUUACCCAAGGCUCACGCUCCUUGGAGAACAGGAUUAGGGAGGCUUUGCGUGGCACCUGUGGCACUAGGACUGAAAUCAAGGCCUGGGACUCUAUUUCAAGCCCAGCCUUGGUGAUGUUCUGAGUGCUGCUAUUCAGGGCCACAAGAUGUGGUGGGAGUGAGGAAGAAAAUUGCUUGUGUGUGUGUGUGUGAGAGAGAGAGAGAGAGACAGAGAGACAGAGAGAGAAAGAAAGACAGAGACAUCAGUAGAACCAUGUUAGGCAUUUUUGGAGUUUUUAACAUGCUGAAUCCAAAAGGUUUGCCAUCACUGUUCUAGGAGGACAUCAGCGUACUGGCAAUUCAAUAUGAAACCUAUGAAACAUUUGCAUGGGAUCUUUAUAAAUUCCUUAUUUGUGGUGUUGUGGUUAAAAAACACCAAAUUUGUAGUGGUGUGGUUGGAUUAUGAGUGGGAGAGACAUAUUUUAAUUUGUCCACAAGCACAUAAUUCAACUGCUUAAUUUCAGUAUUUUUGUCUUAGCCUAGUCUACCUCACAGUUGGAAAAAUAAGGAGUACCCUCAGUAUGCCUUCUGAACUCCAAAAUAAAUGGUGCGACAUGCAUCCCACAUAAAUAAGUACAUAGAUGCAUAAGUUAUAUGUAACUUGUGAGAUCUGGAAAUCUUUAGGGCAGUGUAACUGGCUACACAUUGGUAUCUCAAAGAUACUUUAUUAUGAUUUGAAUAGAGUUGUCAAUAAGAGUUACCUUACAUACAAUUUGAAAUAUACGGUCCUUUUAUGCCCUUGCUGCAUUAGAUAAUAAUUAUGUUUUUAAAUUAUGUUUAUGAAAUACAGCAUUUAAAAAUAUUUGUAUAUAAGCUCAAGAAAAUGUUUUUCUAAAUAAAAAUAGUUGA
This is a messenger RNA of Ahaetulla prasina, 6063 nucleotides long. RefSeq names its product KRIT1 ankyrin repeat containing (gene KRIT1). The transcript has 18 exons. Gene Ontology annotation, molecular function: protein binding. The coding region runs from base 1649 to 3853 and encodes 734 amino acids. Gene Ontology annotation, cellular component: cytoskeleton; plasma membrane. Lineage: Eukaryota; Metazoa; Chordata; Lepidosauria; Squamata; Colubridae. The record is from RefSeq and is a predicted model, not a curated record. Gene Ontology annotation, biological process: regulation of establishment of cell polarity; negative regulation of angiogenesis; cell redox homeostasis.